Molecule: messenger RNA, 1725 nt
Organism: Colius striatus (speckled mousebird)
Lineage: Eukaryota; Metazoa; Chordata; Aves; Coliiformes; Coliidae
Product: keratin-associated protein 10-6-like
Exons: 1
Coding region: 1-1725 (574 amino acids)
Source: RefSeq, a predicted model, not a curated record
AUGUCGUGCUACCAACACCAGUUUUGCCCUCCAGUCUACCAGGAUGCCAUCAAGUACCCACCGAUGUACACUACUAGACACCUGCCAGUGCCUACCUGGCACUCGACGCUGUGCAUCCCACAGUAUGUGACCCCCUGUGUCCCCCGGCAGCAGACCACAUCCUCCAGCUUCUCCCAGCAGCAGUGUGUGACCCAGUGCAUGCCAAGGCAGCAGCAUGCAACCAAGUGUGUGCCUCAGCAGCAGCAGCUCCUGACCCAGCACAUCCUCCAGCAGCCACACGUCACCCGCUGCAUGACAACCUGCAUCCCGCAGCAGCAGCAUGCGACCAUGGGCAUGGUGCAGCAGCCCUGUGUGACCAGAUGCAUCUCACAGCAGCAACAUGUGAGCACAGGCAUGGUGCAGCAGCCCUUUGUGACCAGAUGCAUCUCACAGCAGCAACAUGUGAGCACAGGCAUGGUGCAGCAGCCCUUUGUGACCAGAUGCAUCCCACAGCAGCAGCACGCAACCACAGGAAUGGUGCAGCAGCCCUGUGUGACCAAAUGCAUCCCACAGCAGCCGUGUGCCUCCAGAUGCAUGCCCUACCUGACCAAGGGCAUCCCUCAGCAGCAGUGUGCGACCAAGUGCAUCCCACAGCAGUGUGUGACCACGUACAGCCUGCAGCAGCCGUGCACGACCCGGUGUGUCACCACGUGUGUCCCGCAGCAACGUGCCACCAAGGGCGUCUCGUACAAGUAUGUGACCUCCCAUGCCCCACAGCAGUGUGCCACCACCCACAUCCCACAGCAAAGUGCAACCAGGUGUGUGACCAAGUGUGUCCCACAGCAGCGGGACACCAAGCGCGCCAGCAUCUGUGUCCCACAGCAGUGUGAGACAGCUUGUGUCCCCCAGCAGUGUGCCACCAAGUGUGCCACGCAGCAGCAGUGUGCCAUCAAGAGUGUGCCACAGCAGUGUGCCACCAAAUGUGCCCCCCAGCAGCAGUGUGACACCAAGAGUGUGCCACAGCAGUGUGCCACCAAAUGUGCCCCCCAGCAGCAGUGUGCCACCAAGAGUGUGCCACAGCAGUGUGCCACCAAAUGUGCCCCCCAGCAGCAGUGUGAGACCAAGAGUGUGCCACAGCAGUGUGCCACCAAAUGUGUCCCACAGCAGCAGUGUGCCACAAAGAGUGUGCCACAGCAGUGUGCCACCAAGUGUGUCCCACAGCAGUGUGUGACCAAGUGUGUCCCCCAGCAGUGUGCCACCAAAUGUGUCCCACAGCAGCAGUGUAAGACCAAGAGUGUGCCACAGCAGUGUGCCACCAAGUGUGUCCCACAGCAGCAGUGUGUGACCAAGUGUGUCCCACAGCAGCAGAGUGUGACCAAAUGUGUCCCACAGCAGCAGUGUGCCACUAAGAGUGUCCCCCAGCAGUGUGCCACCAAGUGUGUCCCACAGCAGCAGUGUGUGACCAAGUGUGUCCCACAGCAGAGUGUGACCAAGUGUGUCCCCCAGCAGUGUGCCACCAAGUGUGUUCCACAGCAGCAGUGUGCCACCAAGUGUGUCCCACAGCAGAGUGUGACCAAGUGUGUCCCCCAGCAGUGUGCCACCAAGUGUGUCCCACAGCAGCAGUGUGUGACCAAGUGUGUCCCCCAGCAGUGUGCCACCAAGUGUGUCCCACAAUGUCAGUCAGGUGGAGUAAAAAUUUCGAGUCACUCUAAGAAGUACUGCUCUGCCCCCAAAUGGCCCUGGUAG